CAGCGAGGGCUGAGAUUGCAGGUGUGGGGAGCUUGCCCGGGUUUUGGGCAAGGACUCUGAUGGGAUCCACAGCUGUGUGGCUCUGGGCCCUGGACCUGCUCCUGUUCUGCGUGGCAGCGUCAGCCCCCACCCCUGUCCCUAGCCCAUCUCCCAAGCCAGGGGCACAGGCUCCUGUGACAGCGUUCCCUGUGUCACCCUCAACAUGGGCCAUGCUGUCCCCAUGUCCCUGAUCAGGAUGGUAGCAACUCGAAGCCCCCUCCCACAGAGCCGGCUCUGAGCUCUCUCCCUGGCGGCUUCCCUGCUCCUCCUGUGCCCAAGAUGAUCGAUCGCCCAGAUGUUGUUUGUGCUGAGGUGGGACAGGUGCCAGAAGCAGAGACAGGAGAUACGGCGAGGGAAUAAGGCAGAGGGAAAGCAGCGGGGAGAGAAGAGGAUGGGCUGAGUGUGGGGGAGAUGGAGACCGACAGGUGGAGAGACACAAAGAGCUAGAGACCCAGAGCCAGGGAGAUGAGAUACAGAUGGAGGGAAGAGGUGUUAAGUUCAUAGAGAUUGCCAGGCGGGGAGCCAGAGGCAGGGGGCAAGAGUGGACGUGGCGUCCAGGUUGGCCAGUGCAGCCCUUCCCCUCCAGGUGCACCCCCCGUGGACGUGCUCCGGGCCCUGAGGUUCCCCUCCCUCCCUGAUGGUGUCCGGAGGGCCAGAGGCAUCUGUCCAGAGGAUAUGGCCUACCGAGUAUCCCGGCCUGCCCAGCUCAGUGCGCCUACCCGCCAGCUCUUCCCAGGAGGCUUUCCCCAAGAUUUCUCUCUGCUGACUGUCGUCAGGACCCGCCCUGGCCUCCAGGUGUCCCUCCUGACUCUCUACAGUGCACAGGGCAUCCAGCAGCUGGGCCUGGAGCUUGGCCGACCUGUCCGCUUCCUGUAUGAGGAUCAGACCGGCCGGCCUCAGCCCCCGGCUCAGCCUGUUUUCCGAGGCCUCAGCCUCACGGAUGGCAAGUGGCACCGUGUGGCCGUGGCUGUGAAGGGUCAGUCGGUCACCCUCAUUGUGGACUGCAAGAAGCGCGUCACCCGGCCCCUGCCCCGCAGUGCCCGCCCCGUGUUGGACACCCGUGGAGUGGUGAUCUUUGGCGCCCGAAUCCUGGAUGAGGAAGUCUUUGAGGGUGAUGUACAGGAGCUCCUGGUUGUUCCUGGAGUCCAGGCAGCCUAUGAAUCCUGUGAACAGAAGGACCUGGAAUGCAAGGAGAGUCAGAGCGAGAGACCUCAGGGCAAACCGUCUCACAGAGCCCAGAGGUCUCCGCAGCAGCCACCGUCGGGACUUCACAGGCCACAGAACCAGGAGCCCCAGCGACAGCCCUCUGAGUCUCUCUACUACGACUACGAGCCUCCCUAUUACGAUGAGAUGACCACAGGGACAACCCCUGACUAUCAGCGACCUCAGAGCCCCAACCACAGGGCUCCCCCUCUCCCUAAGGGGCUUCCCCGAAAGUCUAGCCCACCUGCCAAGAGGUCAGCGGCCCGGCAGGCGCCCCCCUCUCCAGGCCGGAAGCCCUCUCAAGCGGGAGGCGCUGGCUCGGCAAGCAGCCAGCCUGCCCCUUUCCGACCAGCUCGGCAGGCUGCUCCCCCAACUGCCCGGGCCCCCACCAGGACCAGAGGCAGCGGUUACCGGCAGUACCCCACCCCUGGUGAAGAGGAAGGAGUCCUGGAGUCAAGCCCCCUGCCACUCCCCGAGGAGGAGGAGGCAGAACUCCAGGUGCCCCCCACAGCCGACGGGUUCCUGGCAGAGCACUAUGGGGAGGGGGGCACAGGCGCCCCGGCGGGGCUCUACGAUUACACCUAUGGCUAUGGGGAUGAUUAUCGCGAGGAGACGGAGCUUGGCCCUGCGCUCUCUGCGGAGACAGCCCGCCCGGGAGCCGUUGCCCGUGGACCCCGGGGGCUGAAGGGAGAGAAGGGAGAACCCGCAGUGCUGGAACCCGGUAUGCUCGUGGAGGGGCCCCCCGGCCCAGAGGGCCCCGCGGGAUUGGCUGGUCCCCCUGGAAUCCAGGGGAACCCAGGCCCUGUCGGAGACCCCGGCGAGCGGGGCCCCCCUGGCCGAGCAGGGCUCCCUGGAUCAGAUGGGGCCCCCGGCCCUCCCGGCACCUCCCUCAUGCUCCCGUUCCGGUUUGGCAGCAGUGCAGGUGACAAGGGCCCCGUGGUGGCAGCACAGGAGGCUCAGGCCCAGGCGAUUUUGCAGCAGGCACGGCUGGCGCUUCGUGGGCCCCCGGGUCCGAUGGGAUACACAGGCCGUCCUGGACCCUUGGGGCAGCCUGGGAGCCCUGGCUUGAAAGGAGAAUCAGGAGACCUAGGACCUCAGGGCCCCAGAGGGCCUCAGGGUCUCGCAGGCCCUCCUGGCAAGGCUGGACGGAGGGGCCGAGCGGGCGCUGAUGGAGCCCGAGGGAUGCCUGGGGAGCCCGGAGUAAAGGGUGAUCGAGGUUUUGAUGGCCUCCCAGGGCUACCUGGGGAGAAGGGACAUAGGGGUGACACUGGUGCCCAGGGCCUUCCUGGGCCCCCUGGUGAGGACGGAGAGCGGGGAGAUGAUGGGGAGAUCGGGCCUCGGGGGCUGCCCGGAGAGUCGGGACCUCGAGGACUCCUUGGUCCCAAAGGCCCCCCUGGUAUCCCUGGGCCCCCGGGAGUCAGAGGCAUGGAUGGACCCCAGGGUCCCAAAGGGAGCUUGGGACCCCAGGGAGAGCCGGGACCUCCUGGACAGCAGGGCACCCCUGGGACCCAGGGUCUCCCUGGGCCUCAGGGUGCCAUUGGCCCUCAUGGCGAGAAGGGCCCUCAAGGGAAACCAGGGCUCCCUGGCAUGCCUGGCUCAGACGGACUCCCGGGUCACCCCGGGAAGGAAGGUCCUCCCGGAACCAAGGGAAACCAGGGUCCGUCUGGACCUCAGGGUCCUUUAGGAUACCCGGGACCUCGAGGUGUCAAGGGCGUGGAUGGAAUUCAGGGUCUGAAGGGUCACAAAGGUGAAAAGGGUGAGGAUGGCUUUCCUGGGUUCAAAGGUGACAUAGGCGUGAAAGGCGACAGGGGCGAGGUUGGAGUCCCUGGCUCCCGGGGAGAAGAUGGCCCUGAGGGCCCAAAGGGACGCACUGGACCCACUGGGGACCCUGGGCCUCCUGGGCUCAUGGGCGAGAAGGGCAAGCUGGGGGUUCCUGGCCUGCCUGGCUACCCUGGACGCCAGGGUCCCAAGGGGUCCCUGGGAUUUCCUGGUUUCCCUGGAGCCAGUGGAGAGAAAGGAGCCCGUGGCCUGUUGGGGAAAGCAGGACCUAGGGGGGAGCGAGGUCCCACGGGCCCGCGGGGCCAGCGGGGACCCCGAGGAGCCACUGGCAAGUCUGGAGCUAAGGGAACAUCAGGUGGUGACGGCCCCCAUGGGCCUGCUGGAGAGAGGGGCCUCCCUGGACCUCAGGGCCCCAAUGGAUUCCCUGGCCCCAAAGGCCCCCCGGGACCUCCUGGGAAGGACGGGCUGCCUGGACAUCCAGGCCAGAGAGGAGAAGUGGGCUUCCAAGGGAAGACGGGCCCACCUGGCCCCCCUGGAGUGGUGGGACCCCAGGGAGCAGCAGGAGAAAGUGGUCCCAUGGGGGAGAGAGGUCACCCAGGCCCCCCAGGACCUCCUGGAGAGCAGGGACUGCCUGGCACAGCUGGAAAAGAAGGGACCAAGGGUGACCCUGGCACCCCUGGGGCUCCCGGGAAAGAUGGCCCAGCUGGUCUGAGGGGCUUCCCAGGGGAGAGAGGCCUCCCUGGCACUCCUGGUGGCCCCGGUUUGAAGGGGAACGAAGGUCCAGCUGGCCCUCCUGGCCCUGCAGGCUCCCCUGGAGAGCGAGGUGCAGCAGGAUCAGGGGGACCCAUUGGCCCCCCAGGGCGCCCAGGCCCACAGGGUCCCCCAGGAGCAGCUGGCGAGAAAGGCGUCCCGGGUGAGAAGGGUCCUAUGGGUCCCACCGGCCGCGAUGGGGUGCAGGGUCCUGUGGGACUUCCUGGGCCUGCUGGACCCCCUGGUGUGGCAGGAGAGGAUGGUGACAAGGGUGAGGUGGGGGACCCUGGACAGAAGGGCACCAAAGGAAACAAAGGCGAACAUGGCCCUCCUGGACCUCCCGGACCCAUUGGUCCUGUGGGGCAGCCUGGAGCAGCAGGAGCUGAUGGGGAGCCUGGAGCUCGGGGGCCCCAGGGACACUUUGGAGCCAAAGGUGACGAAGGAACAAGAGGCUUCAAUGGGCCGCCGGGACCCAUUGGUCUGCAGGGCUUGCCAGGCCCCUCUGGGGAGAAGGGAGAAACAGGAGAUGUGGGUCCCAUGGGACCUCCCGGCCCCCCAGGACCUCGCGGCCCAGCUGGACCCAACGGUGCUGACGGCCCGCAAGGUCCCCCAGGAGGUGUUGGGAACCUCGGUCCCCCUGGAGAGAAGGGGGAACCAGGAGAACCAGGGUCUCCAGGGGUCCAGGGCGAGCCAGGUGUCAAGGGUCCACGUGGGGAGCGUGGGGAGAAAGGAGAGUCGGGGCAGGCGGGAGAGGCCGGGCCGCCCGGACCUAAAGGCCCCACAGGCGACGAUGGCCCCAAAGGCAACCCUGGUCCUGUCGGUUUCCCGGGUGACCCUGGCCCUCCAGGAGAAGUCGGCCCUAGGGGCCAGGAUGGUGCUAAGGGAGACCGAGGAGAGGAUGGCGAACCAGGGCAGCCUGGAUCCCCUGGUCCCACUGGGGAGAAUGGGCCACCUGGACCACUUGGGAAGCGGGGUCCUGCUGGCACACCUGGCCCCGAGGGGCGCCAGGGAGAGAAGGGAGCCAAGGGAGAUCCUGGUGCCGUGGGUGCCCCAGGGAAGACAGGCCCUGUGGGUCCUGCUGGCCCAGCAGGAAAACCUGGCCCUGAUGGGCUGCGGGGGCUCCCAGGCUCAGUGGGUCAGCAAGGCCGUCCUGGAGCCACAGGCCUGGCGGGGCCCCCUGGCCCUCUGGGACCCCCAGGGCUUCCUGGUCUCCGGGGCGAUGCAGGUGCCAAGGGGGAGAAGGGUCACCCAGGUCUCAUUGGACUGAUCGGCCCCCCUGGAGAGCAAGGAGAGAAGGGUGACCGGGGACUUCCUGGCCCUCAGGGCGCCGCUGGACAGAAGGGCGAGACGGGCAUCCCAGGAGCAUCUGGCCCCAUCGGUCCUGGAGGGCCUCCCGGCCUCCCCGGACCUGCUGGCCCCAAAGGAGCCAAAGGAGCCACAGGCCCGGCUGGACCUAAGGGAGAGAAGGGCGUCCAGGGCCCCCCAGGACACCCGGGGCCUCCAGGCGAGGUGAUCCAGCCUCUGCCCAUCCAGAUGCCCAAGAAGACUCGCCGCUCGGUGGACGGAAGCCGCCUGAUGCAGGAAGAUGAGGCCGUGCCUACUGGGGGUGCCCCCGGCAGUCCUGCGGGGCUGGAGGAGAUCUUCGGCUCCCUGGACUCCCUGAGGGAGGAGAUUGAGCAGAUGAGGCGGCCGACAGGGACCCAGGACAGCCCCGCUCGCACCUGCCAGGACCUGAAGCUCUGCCACCCGGAGCUGCCCGAUGGAGAGUACUGGGUGGACCCCAACCAGGGCUGCGCCCGGGACGCCUUCCGGGUUUUCUGCAACUUCACAGCAGGAGGCGAGACGUGCGUGACCCCCAGGGAUGACGUUACCCAGUUCUCUUACGUGGAUGCAGAGGGCGCCCCUGUUGGUGUGGUCCAGCUCACCUUCCUGCGUCUGCUCAGUGUCUCUGCCCACCAGGAUGUCUCCUACCCCUGCUCCAAAGUGUCCCCCGACAGUCCCCUGAGACUUCGGGGAGCCAAUGAGGAUGAGCUGAGCCCUGAUACCAGCCCCUACGUCAAGGAAUUCCGAGAUGGCUGUCAGACGCAGCACGGCCGGACAGUGCUGGAAGUGCGCACCCCGGUGCUGGAGCAGCUGCCCGUGCUGGAUGCCUCCUUCUCUGACUUGGGGAGCCCCCCGAGGCGGGGAGGGGUGCUGCUGGGCCCAGUCUGCUUCAUGGGCUAGGACCUUCUCCGUGUGACUUGUCUGACGCCACCGGGCCCACCUGAGAUCACACAGCAUUGGCUCUGCAUCUCCUCCCACCAGGACCAUGGGCCAGGACCCUGAGAACCCCAUCAGGGGCAGUCGGGGGAGGGUGCGAUUCCAGUGCCAGGGACACCGCAGGGGAGAGUGGCACUAGUGGCUCCCCAUCCUUCCACCUAGAGCCUGUGACUGUCAUCGGAGAGCUGAGACCCUUAUUUAAAACUCACCUGCCAACCACCCCAAACAAGUGGAAGAGAAAGGACACUGUGUAUUUUGUAUUUAAAAGUAAUUAUAUUAAUUAUUUAAAGAGCAGAAAGCACUAUAACAAAAAGGAUAAAGAGAGAAAUGCCAACAGAAGUCCCCUGAUGUUGGAGACAGGCUCUCCGAGGGUGGGCUGCACCCCACCUUUGCCUGAGGGCCUUCCUCAGUGACUGUGUGGGGGUGGCCCAGUGAACCCCACAUCCUACACCCCCCAGUACACCCACUGUGAAAGUUGGAACACAGGGUCUCCUCAGGGCUCUGACCCUCCCCAGGGUGGGGCCCCCUCCUCUCUUCCUGCCAGGGGUUGGCUCCCUGCCCCAGCCAGCUGCUGUCCCCUCACUGGGCUGGGUCUGGCAGGAACUGGCUGCUGCUGGAGGACCCAGUUAUGCUCCCAGGGAAGAUGAUACCGAGAUCUGUCCGCACUGGCGGAUAAAUCGCCAUGACCCAGCUCCUGGAGUACCCCACUGUUGUCCUGGUCACCCCAGACCUGCUCUGGACCCUUCCCUGAUCCCGCAAUUAAAAGGGUUAAUGUGUGGCUGGAGGCUGGCGGGACUCCGGAACCGCCUUGAGUCCCUGACUGACGGUUAAACAAAGUGAUUGUCUGCCCCCGUG
Molecule: messenger RNA, 6885 nt
Organism: Cavia porcellus (domestic guinea pig)
Lineage: Eukaryota; Metazoa; Chordata; Mammalia; Rodentia; Caviidae
Gene: Col11a2
Product: collagen type XI alpha 2 chain
Exons: 67
Coding region: 715-5994 (1759 amino acids)
Biological process (GO): cartilage development; collagen fibril organization; sensory perception of sound
Cellular component (GO): collagen trimer
Molecular function (GO): extracellular matrix structural constituent conferring tensile strength
Source: RefSeq, a predicted model, not a curated record